Dreissena polymorpha is the source of this 18875-nucleotide messenger RNA. Its product is annotated as E3 ubiquitin-protein ligase rnf213-alpha-like. Gene Ontology annotation, molecular function: ATP hydrolysis activity; ubiquitin-protein transferase activity. Lineage: Eukaryota; Metazoa; Mollusca; Bivalvia; Myida; Dreissenidae. The record is from RefSeq and is a predicted model, not a curated record. The coding region runs from base 149 to 16627 and encodes 5492 amino acids. The transcript is spliced from 98 exons.
AAAAAUGUAUACGGUUACUUAUUACUUUUCGAAUGGUAAUUUUUGGAAAACGUGAUACGCUAUCUACCUGUAGUUCGUACACAUAUACAAUAUGGUGUGGGAAGAUGAUUGACGAUAACAAUCUAACAAUCUAAGCCAGAUAGAAAAUAUGAAGUGCCCUAAAUGCGGGAUUGAUGGGGACGGGAAGUUCUGCCAGGAAUGUGGGACAAAGCUAGCCGUAAAAGCAAAGGUGGUUCUGUGCCCUGGAAAAGAUGACAAUGGUAAUCCGUGUAAUGCCGAAAUAUCAUCUGAGCAGAGAUUUUGUAAAAACUGCGCACAUCCAGUUGAUCAAGCAUGGUUUUGGUCUGGGAAAUGUGGAAAAUGUGGAACAACGUGUCCAGAGGGGCAGAAUCUUUGUGCAACAUGUAGUAUGGCGCAAACAUCAGGAAUCAACACUGAUACAGAACACAGACAAGAUGUAUCUAGGAUGGUCAUACUUGUAAAUAAACACACUGAUGUUUCAGACUCUUUGACUCACAAGCCAACAAAUGAAUUAAUCAACACUGGUGGUGAAGUGAAAGAAACAAUUGUACAACAUAUUUCUGUAGAAGAGGCCUCUAACGAACGACAACAAGAAACAAUGGAAAUCAUACACAAUUCUGAGACAAUUAUUCCAGAACACCAACAAGAAGAUCAACAAUCGAAACGUGGAAUAUCCACAGAUACCACAGAGAAUAAUCCUUUAGAAGAAACCAUUGAUAAUCCAAACCCUAAUAUCGUGAACCAACUAAAUUCUGUUGAGAACGCUGAAGCUGACAUGCCUACACCAGCAGGUUUUUCUGAAACAAUUGCAGAGAACGUAGACGCAAUUUCUACAAAACUGAUGUCCGAUAUGGAAGUGGAUUUGGACGGACCAAAGGGAGAAAGCUUAGAAAGCAGUGAGACAGAUCCUGUGCCUUCAAGAAAUGAUCAAAAAGGGGAAACCAUGACUGAAACAGAGAACAAUGACAUAGUUGACGACAACACAACCAAUCAUUUCAAUGAUUACUCAAAAAAAGAAACUGAAACAGAUAGUCUUUCACAUGAUGUGACUCAUGACAGUGAAGAUGAUUCAUCUGGAUCAGAUUCAGAUGAUGAUACAAUCGGACCAGAUUCAAUAGCAGGCGAUGAGUGCAGUAAUCCGAGUCUUGGUGACAAAGACUCUGAAAACAGAUCGAAAAAGGGUAAGAAACGCCGUGGUGCAAGGAAGUCCAAAAUAAAGAAAAAACAGAAACAGGAGAAAAAGAAUGCAAAAAUACGAUCAAAUAAUCCUGUAAAACAGAAGAACUCAGAUGAUUCUAGUUCACAUGCUGAAAAAGCAGUUACCUUGACUGAUAAGAAAGGUGAUGUUACAAGCAAAGAUGAACCAGUUUUUGGCAUGGCUCUUCGAUCAAGAACAAAUAGCAGCUUAGUUGAAAGUUCUAAUGUUGACACUGGAAAAACAGAAAAUGUAGAAAAACAGUUACCAACAUUUUUUGAAGAUUUGAACCUUAACAAACCUUCAGCCGUUUCAUCAAGCAAAGAUCAGGGAGCGAAAUCCAAAAUGGCUACCGAAACAUCAGAUGGGGAAAAGACCACAAAGGAUAAAAGAAAUUUAAAGGAUCAGCAAAAAGGUCAAGGCGACAAGAAUAUACAAGAAAAAAGAAAUCUUCAAAAUGAAGAUUGUAUUAAAGUGAUUUUUCAUGUGAUGAUAUCAAAGAAGCUUCAUGGAGAAGAAUCAAAUAAGGUUUUACUCAAAUUCGAUUCAGUUCCGCUAGGAGAGUGGAAGAGCGUAAAUCAUGUUGCAAAGCCAGGAAGAACAUUUGAGAAGCAUAUUGAGUACAGUUAUGAGCUCCUGAUACCCAGACAUUUAUUGUCUUCUGGAAUCAUGUACAAAUAUUGCAUUUGGAAGGGCAGUUUAUUUGAAUUUGAACACUAUUAUGAUUCCACUUCAUGGCAAGAUAUUCAUGACAGAGGUUUGAAUGUUCAAAUGGAAAGGAUCGCUAAAAAAGAAAUAUGGCAUCAGUAUGAUGGUGUGGCCUUUGAAGCUCCGCCAAAGAAUGUCUUGAAAAAUAUGUAUCAUACUUGGAAAGGUACAUUUAAAAAAAAAAGUCUUGAAAAUAUGGAAACGUUUGUGUCGCACUUCCGUCCAGAAUGGUUUGCCCACGCAGCUUACUCAGUCUCAGAAUCUUUUCAGGAGUCUUUGGAAAAAUUAGAUUCUCUUGUAUUUUGUUUGCGAAACAUGUAUUUUAUCCAUGCAAAGUGCUUUCAAUCUGAUAAUGACUUCAGACAACAGAUGGGCACUCUUCUUUUUGGAAAUGUUAUUGAUGAUCUACACAAACAAAUUAACAGUAAAGAACAAAGAAAGGCACAUAUUAUGAAAGCUGUUGGGAUUGCUAUAGCCUGGAACAGAAAUCAACUCGUGCUUACUACACCUCAGUGGCAAGCACUGUGCAGAUGUUUACUCCUCUCUCCUGACCCCGAAACAAAGACAUGCUUAGAGAUGACGGAUAUUCUCACUAUGUCCACAAAAGAUGGCUUAAAAAGAGCUGUGGUAAACCUAGUGAAAUGCAAAUCAGAUAUUGAAAAGAAUCCAUCUUGGAUGUUCUGUUUGCCUUUGCUGCAUUUUGUAACCGAUGUGUGUAUGCCAUACGAAGAGUUAGAAAUGGAUUUAGCGCAUGCGGCAAAAAUACCAAAAUGGUGGGGAACUGUUGAUAUUGAAAAGGAUGUUGAAAUGUUCAAGAAGAGCAAACAGAAAUGGACUAUACCACUUGACCAAGUCUUGAAGUUGCUUCAACCACUCUUUGAGAUGGACCCUUACCUGCCCAGGAGUAUUGUGGCAGCCCUGGAGCCAGCAGAAUUGCAAACUUUGUGUGGAUCAGAAUUAUUUCCAAUAGAAGUGUGCUUGGCUUCGUUACUUUAUUGGAGUUUAGCUACAAACCCAAGAUUCCCAUCAAAAAAUAUGUUCACCCUGGAUAUUACUGACUCAACAGAAAGGAUUGUAGUCCAAUGUCUAUGGUUGUGCGUACUUCGUUUGAAGGAUUAUGCUGUGCAGGGCUCAGAGUCGUUAACAAGGUGGACAAUGGCCUACAAAAUAGGAGUGGAAGGUGUAGAAAAAAUGUUCGAGUCAGACAGGGUAGCAAAAAUUUCAUACUGGUGCAACAUCUUCGUUUGGUGCAUAUCUGUCCAUUCUCGGAUAUCAAAACCAGAUGAUAGGACGCAGAUGAAGGUUGAUUACAAAUCACAAAUAUUUGCUGUCGCUGGAAACGCAACCAAUUGGAUGCGCGAGUAUACCAAAUGGCAAUGGAAUACACAUUUUCCAUUGUACUUACAGGUUUGGACAUUUGCGUUUGUUCCAUUUGAUGGAGACCUAAUUUUGCAGUGGAAUGCUUAUGUAGGCAUCCAACUUCAAACCCAGCUGAAGAAUCAGUUUUCACAGUGGUCUGAGAUGAAAUCCUCAUAUAUUGCCUAUUUCUGCCAAAACGUUGAACAAUUUUCGAAACCCAUGCAGGAAUCUUUGACAAGCUUAGCUAGUGAGGCAAUUGAUGGCGGUUACAUGGUGGAUGUUUCCAGGAUGGAUUCAUCAGGCAAACAGCGACUUAAGACGUUGAUGACAUCAUUGUUUGAGAGGAAAUGGAAAGCAGAAAUACAGAAUGAAGCUGACUCUUAUAAAAUACUACAUAUGACUUUAACAUGGCCACCCAUUCAACUUUUCCUUAAAAACAGAAAUGACGUGAAAGACAACCAGCUGUUGUUGAUAGACGCUCAAGAAAAUCUAAACUUGGUCAUAACAAUAUGCCAUAGUAGUUGGGAGUCUCUUGUCAAUGGAAACAUUGAAAUAGGACUGUUACGCUUUAUCAGUUUGAACGUUAGCGUAUUUUCGUCUGUAAUGACUGCUUUACUUCCAAACGAAAAAGACGGACACUUUGGUCAGACAGUACAUAUGAGAAUGGCUGAGUUAGAAGCAUUUGUAACUCAAUCAAAACAGAUGUCGGUACUUGUGAACCACUGUCAGCAUGUGAAAGGAGUUGAUACUACCGAGGUAGAUAUGAUUUUGUCCUUGGCUGCAAACGAAUUAGAGACACAAUCGCUGAAAGCAUUUUGUCAACCAGCUGGUAUCGAUGCAUCUCAGGCUUUUCCCAAGCCAAAACUGAUUGCAUUCAAAGUUCCUCAAAAAGUGCUUGAUAUACUGGAAUCAAUUGCAAGACUCGAAAAAAGCUACGUCUUUGAACGGAUGUGGAAAGCCGUCUGUAACAAGAAUGGACAUCUCUGUAAAACUUUGCCAGAUGUUGUGGAUGCUGUAUGGAAGCAUGUUGAAAAUGGAUGGAAAGAAUUCGGACGGAAACUUGCACAGGGCGACAUCUUGUUCCAAGAAUUCGAAAAAACAUUUUCUGCUUUUCAAGACCUGGAUGAUCGUUUGAUUCGCGAGAUCACAGUUUUCGGAAUUUCGGAAGACAUUGCGUUUAAACGUAUACACCAGUUACAGGAACAUAGACAAUUGGUGUCAUGCGUCAGUGGUGCACAAGUGUUGUUGAAAGUUCAGCGUAAAUAUCAUCUGCAUGGCGAUUUUAAGCCUAUCAAAACAAUAGCUCAACACAUAGAUCAACAUUUCAAGAUGAAAGAUUUUGACGACAAACUUAUGGAGACUUUCAAAGUGUUGAAGUGUAUAAAUAAAAAGAAGGUCAAUUGCUUGGAAAUCUUUCUCCAGUGUGACAAACUUGUGCAAUGGCUUAAAGAUUCUAUGCAAACAUCUGGUCAAAAAGAGUUAAAAGUGUUUGUGGACUUGGCCAUGAUGUCGGCUGGAGAUGAACCGCUGAACAUCAAAAAGGUUCAGUGUCUGCACUCUGCAGUGCUUGGAUAUUCACCACUCAUUUUCGAGCUCCAUCCUGAGUGUGAUUAUAGCAUGUUGAUAGACAAGUGUAGAGUUGUGUGGAAAGAACUUGAUGCCAAUCCAAAUUUACCCCAACAGCUGAUUGACACCGACAGAGAACUUCCUUGGCUGAAGGAAAUCAAGAAAGCACAUGGCUCAGUUGAAGUUACAUCCCUAAUGCAAGCUGAUGCAAUAAACAGUUACGGCGUUUACAUGGUUGGGCUAAUUUCUGGGACGGAAAGCUCGCCCAAUGACAUUAUGACAAGAAAUGUUAUCAAAUUAACGGUACCAGAAAAAGAACACGAACGUCAGUUUAGAAGCUACACCUUCUCACAGUUACAAGAUCUUCAAAGUCGGUUGAUGUUGGUGGCUGGCAAAAGUACACAUGACAAGAAAGAUGUCACAGUCGAUGUAGAAAAGUUUACCUUGGUGUUUGACAGUGUGACUCGUCUGGGUAAUGUGUUUAGAAAACUGUGUUCCACAGGCUGUGUGUUGUUCAAUAGUUGGGAAGCGACAUUCAUGUGCAAUACCUCACGACCUGUUUGCGUCAUCCUGUCAUUCGGGGCAGGAAAUGAUGUGCCAAAAUUAAAGGGUGGAGUUUCCAAGACAGAAGGUUUGCAAAACGUCAUUCCGGAACUUGCAAAAUUCAUGGAGACUUGUUUAAAUGAAUGGUUGGACUAUAUCAGAACAAAACGAGUCGAGUAUUUCCACCUGAACUAUUUUACGGUUGACCAGCUAGUCAUUCUCCAACGAGAGCUUGUGAAAGUUGGAUCAGGCACUGCGCCAACGAAUCAUAUUUACCCGCUGUUGUCAGCUGUGAGACAUGAUUGCACUCCAGCUGAUUUAGUGGCAGCUUUAACCCUUGCCAAAGAGGAAGUAGAUAAUCGAACUCGUGAACAGGACAUUGAAAUCUAUAUAAGAACACAAGAACAAGAAAUGACUGAUGCUAACAAUACAUCAUAUCUGGAAGAGAAGAAAACCUCAUUUGUUUGUGAACUGGUUGCUGCAGGGAUAGACGAAUCCCUUGCACUUCGAGCAAUCGAUCAUGUUGAAGUAAAAGAUAUUGAAUUAAAGGACGUUACACAAGCAUUGUUAUGGUGCAUGGAAGAAGGGGAAACACAACAGAGCACCAGCGCAAUGGAUUAUGAUAAUGAUGUAGAAGAAAGAGACGAAUACCAAAAUCCUACGAAGUCAUUUUCUGGCUGGAAUGAUUCAGCUUCUACACUGGCCUCUAUUAUAAAAGCAAACUUGAGCAAAAUUCAUGAACACAGUGCGGGUGUAGCUGAACUGAUACAGGGUCUGUCAGAACUCUGGAAGAGCUUCCUGGGCUCUAUCUCGUCCAAUAUCAGUGACUAUCUCAGUCUCGAGUACUUGGGCAUUGUCCUGAAGCAUCUUGCAGAGCAGGAGACAGUUCACAGAAAACUAGGAACUAGCUACAAUGAGGGAGAGCCAAAUCUUAUUAUAUGUCCUACAGAGGACAUAUUAAAUGUGACACUCUCGAUCUACAUGCAUGACAAAGAGCAACCUCUUCCGUCGUCGGACGAAGUAUUGGUGUGUUCAGCUUUGACGUCAAGGGACGAGUUGGAUAUAUUUUGGCGCCGGGCAAUAUUUGGAGCUGGGGGAAAGAUCCAUUGUCUCGUGAAUGCAGAUUUGUUGGACUACGAUGUAAGUGAGACUGCAGAGCAAAACUUAGAGGAAUACAUUGCAGAGACAAAGCACUUGCCAGAUUUGAAGUACCGAUUGUUUGUAAUAUGCGGGUCGGACAAUGAAUACCGCUCCCCAUUUGUAUCGUCUCUGGACAAGUAUGUUCGACAGGUGCAAACCGUCAGUCCGGCAUUGCUGAAGGAAUAUGUUGCAGAAAAAUUAGUUGUCCCCCGAACCAAAACACUGUCCGCUUCAAGUGUUGACUUUAAUAGGUCUUCGGCACGUGUUGUCAAAUCGAGUAGGGCAGGUGUAGGAAAAAGCUUGUAUGUGAAACGCCGAGCUGAAGCGCUUGAGAUUCAAUUUGGCCAUAAGUCGAAGAAUCUAGAUACAAAACUAGUGUCCAUACCAUUACAAGAAAAGCACAUUGACACCCAUGAAGUGAUUCAGAUAUUACUUCAACAUACACCAACACCAGGGGUAAAGACUGCCAGGAUAUUUCAUAUUGACAUCUCACACGAGGUGCAAGAAGGAAUCGACUUUCUUCUGUUCAAUCUUCUGAUCUUGAACUGCCUGAUGGAUAAGAACGGCUAUGUAUGGAGAAGGAGCGUAGACGACGCAUGUUUGAUCGAAACAAUGCCAAUCAUGAAAAUGACCCAUGAAAAACAUGAGAUGCAGUACGCACAUCCGAUGUUUGACAUACUGCCAGACGUGACAUGUAGAUCACCAGAAGAGAGCUUUGGUGUAUAUUCUGGCGAUGCACGCACCAAACCAAGAGACUUCAAAAUGACGGACCAGCUUUUUGACGAAAAGCAGUUUCGAAGUCCGGUAUUCCAGCGCACGUUCCAAUAUCUUCAACGACUCGACACCGGUAGAAACAUGAAUGAUGUCAACCCUGGUAAUCCUGAAGGGGAUCCCAAAUCGUGCUUGCAGGUUGUGUUACGACGAUGUGGUGUGCAAAACCCAUCAUGGUCUGAGCUGCAUCACUUUGUGUGGUUCCUCAACACUCAACUUGUGGACUUCGAACAAAAUCAGUUCGUAAGCGUUGCUGCAGCAGAAGACUUGCCUGGAUUUGCAAUUUUUGUGAUGCGAUUCCUUAUGCAGAUGUCAAAGGACUUUUCAACGCGGUCGCUAAAGAUUAGCGAGGAGUCGCCGGGUUGUGCGCCAUUGGAUGACAUGAAUGAAGAGGAAGAGGAAGAUGACGACACUGUCUUGAACCGCUUAUCAUUGAGACGAACUUGGGAAAGCAGUCCCCAUCCCUACCUGUUUUUCAACUCAGAUCGUAACACUUUCACUUUUUUGGGAUUUUUUAUUGAACGAGCGACGGGGAAUUUAAGAGAUCAGCUGACUGGUCAGUUAUUGGAACAAGGGAUCAUGGCCCAGAAUUUGUAUGAUGCAUUGGUGGGGAAUCGUGCACCAUUACAAGAGAACUUUGACAGUCUUCCAAGAGACCAGAAGAUACUAAAAUUGUGCAACAUUAUGGGCAUAGAAUUCCCGCAUGACCCAGACAGUACCUAUGAACUUACAACAGACAACGUGAAGAAAGUCAUGGCAAUCUAUAUGAGAUUCCGGUGUGAUAUUCCUGUCAUCGUAAUGGGUGAAACUGGAUGUGGUAAAACAAGGCUAGUCAAGUUCAUGUGUGCGUUGCAGUGUCCCCCGGGGGUUGAAAUAAAAAACAUGAUCCUCAUGAAGGUGCAUGGUGGGACAACGAAAGAUGACAUAAAAAGAAAAGUGCACUCGGCAGAAAGGAUCGCAAAGAAAAAUGUGGAUGACUUCGGUAUUCACAUGUACACUGUGUUGUUCUUUGAUGAAGCAAACACUACUGAGGCAAUUGGAAUAAUAAAAGAAAUCAUGUGCGAUAAAGCCAUUUGUGGAGAACCUCUGAAAUUGUGCCAGAACUUAAAAAUGAUUGCUGCAUGUAACCCAUACAGAAAACACCCAGAAGAGCUGAUUAAGAAGCUUGAGCAAGCAGGUCUUGGAUACCACGUUGACGCGGACGAAACAACAGAUAGACUUGGACGAGUGCCAAUGAGACGUCUGGUUUACAGAGUCCAACCACUUCCACAAAGUUUGCUACCACUUGUGUGGGAUUUCGGACAGCUGAACACUGACGUUGAGAAAUUGUACAUAUGCCAGAUGGUUAAAAGAGCAGUGGUUGAACAACGUCUGCCAAAUAAACCCGGCCUUGUGGAAGUAGUAAGCAGUGUUCUUGCAACGUCACAGAAAUACAUGCGGGAUCAGAAGGAUGAAUGCAGUUUCGUAUCAUUGAGAGACGCAGAGCGGGUGCUGAUGGUCAUGGCCUGGUUUUAUGAACAGGCAAAUACCAACAGAUUCCUGUUUAACGCCAUGGAUGACCUGUUUAACGCCAUGGAUGACACGAUAGAAGAGAAUGAUGAAGAUGAAACCGACGAAGAUGAUGAAAAUGAAGUGAAUAGACUUGAUGAUUUGACGCGAUGCCUUGUUCUUGCAAUUGGCGUCUGCUAUCACGCUUGUUUAAAAACAAGAAGUGCAUACAGAAGAACAGUUGCAGCUGAAUUUAGAGAACCAUGCACUUUGCCAAAUGGUGCCGAACAAAUAUUGGAAGAAAUAGAAUGUUGCCAAGACGUAUUCCUGGACAAUGUGAAACUAGACGAUAACAUCGCCCGCAACACGGCCUUAAAAGAGAACGUCUUUAUGAUGGUUGUGUGCAUCGAGCUGCGAAUACCUUUGUUUCUUGUGGGAAAACCCGGGAGUUCGAAGUCCCUUGCGAAGACCAUAGUCGCCGAUGCUAUGCAGGGAAAUAGCGCCCGACAUCAGCUCUUCAAACAUCUGAAACAGGUCCAGAUGGUCUCUUUUCAAUGCAGUCCGUUAUCCACACCAGAUGGUAUUGUUGGAACCUUCCGACAGUGUGCAGAGUUUCAGAAAGAUAAGGAUCCAGAUACGUUUGUGUCUGCUGUUGUUCUGGAUGAGGUCGGACUAGCAGAAGACAGCCCACGCAUGCCACUGAAGACACUUCAUCCACUUUUGGAAGAUGGGUGCCAAGGUGAAGAAACUCCGGAACGGUACAAAAAAGUUGCCUUCAUCGGUAUCUCAAACUGGGCUUUGGAUCCCGCCAAGAUGAACAGAGGGAUCCUGGUGCAGAGGGAAGUCCCAGAUCUGGAAGAAUUGAUCACUAGCGCAAAAGGCAUUUGCAAAACAACCGAAGACGUCGAAUCAUUUUUGGAACCUUUUAUUGAACCAUUGUCAAAAGCCUAUCUGAAGAUAUUUAAAAGGGCCUCGGACAGGAUGCGCGAGUUUUAUGGACUCCGCGAUUUUUACAGUUUGGUGAAAAUGGUGUAUGGCUUUGUGGCCAAGAACAAACGGAAGCCUACAUGGUUGGAAAUGCUUCAUGCAAUCAAGAGGAACUUUGGAGGGCUAGAUCUGGUGGACCCCGAAGGAUGCUUCAAAAGAUACCUUGGAAGUGUUAUGCAUUGUAACCCUGAUCCAAGACAGGAAGGUCCUGAUUGUAGCGCUAAAGGACUUAUUGAAGCGUGUCUCUUUGAUUCAUUGAAGUCACAUGGGGAAAGUCGAUAUCUUCUACUGCUGACCGAUAACUAUGGGGCAUUGUCCAUUAUCCAGCAACAAAUCCUGUCCAAGAGAAGUGAAAUUCGGCCAAUCACCAUCUUUGGAAGCAGUUUCCGCAGUGAUCAGGAAUACACUCAGGUUUGCCGAAACAUCAACAAAAUCAAGGUCUGCAUGGAGACGGGUAACACGGUUGUAUUACUGAACUUGGAGAAUCUGUACGAAAGUUUGUACGACGCAUUGAAUCAGUACUAUUUGUACUUUGGAGGAGAGAGAUAUGUGGAUCUUGGCCUGGGAACACACCGUGUGAAAUGUCCAGUUCAUAAGAACUUCAGAUUAAUCGUCGUUGCCGAGAAACAAACAGUUUACAAAAAGUUUCCAAUCCCACUCAUCAAUCGACUUGAGAAACAUUUCCUCGCAGUGAACACGAUUUUGGAUGGGCGACAGCUUGACCUUGCAAAGAAACUGCGGGCCUGGGCCGAGGCGUUUGCAGAUGAACCUUUAAACACGAUUACCAGUCGUUCUAAGCGUCAAAUGCCAGUAGGAGAAGUUUUCAUUGGAUUUCAUGAAGACACAUGUUCUGCUAUUGUCAUGGAUGUGUGUGAAAAACAUGAAGGCAAUCAAGACUUAUUGUCUGAUGAACAGGUACUUGAAGAAUCAAAGAAGGUCCUUUUAUGGUGCGCCACACCCGAAGCCAUUUUUCGGGAGAACAAACUUGACGGGACCGAGCGAGAAAACAUUAAGAGGCAUUACAUAAAGGAGCAAGCCCAUAUUAGUGUUGUUGAUUACUUGAAACAUAUGAUCGAGGAAAUAACAUGCCCUCAGCUAUUUUCACAGAUAACGUGUCAUUCUAAACUGUUGGCUUCAAACCACGAGAAAGAGAUCAAUAACGCCAUCUCCUCUCUGCAACGCGUCGAAAUCCUUUCAUUGUCCUCAUUUGACACAGAACAGCAGUUUAGUAAUCGAGUCGCGCAACAUUUUGUUUCCAAUCGGAAUCAGGCCAGCCUACUGGUUAUACAGUGCGAUUCUGGUGAUACGAACUCUAACUUGAUAGCGUGUGCACGGUACUGUGUGAUGGACGAGUUUGAAAAGGAACGGGAUCGCUUGAAGGCUCCGUCUCACAUCGCCAUAAUUGUUCAACUGCCAAGAAAGGCUGGCGGAUGCUACACAGGAUUCCAGUGUGGUGUAUGGCAAUCGGUUCAUAUUGAUGAUUUGUACCCUGAAGAUACGAGUCUACCAAGUAUUCAUGACAUCCAAGAAAAAGCCGUCAGCGAACUAUUUUCCGCAACUCGUCGUCACGAAGCACACAUUCCUAGUCCAACAGAACCAAUGGAAACAGAGUCAGGUGGUGAACAUCCAUACGAAGAACUUACACGCCAUACUAUGGAAGUUGACGAAGACCCCCAUGCCGAUAUGGAAAUGCAAGAGGGUCAAAUAAAAAACAGAAUGGGACUGAUCAUGAAAUGCGUUCAGCCUGCUCUUUCAAUGGUGAAAGAUCGAGCGAGUAUGUAUCAAAGAGAAACAAAACGCGUGGAUAUUGUAUUGAACUCUCUGCGAAGCAGUGCUGACUCACACGAAGAGACAUUUACUGCUGGAAUCAUCCGAUGGCUUGGCACAUUAAUGAAAGAGAAAGAGAAAUCUGGACUUUGGAACCUCGCCAAGCAGUGGAUCGCCAAAGAUGCCGCUGCCAUAGAAAGCAUCAAUAAGAACGGGACAUUUCGACGAUCUGUUUAUCAAACGAUCGUAUCAAAAGUGAAGCCAGUGCUAGCUGGAAUAUUUGCGCUCCUGGACACCAACAGCAACCUAGAUAUGGUCGUAUGUGAUGUAUCUUGGAAACGGAAUUUUUGGCUCAAAUGUCUUAACCAUAAAGAUUUUCUGCAGAUGAAGUACUCAGACUUGCAGUCACCGAAGCGUAAAAGUGAGCUUGGAGAAAUGCUAGUUCCAUCAACUGGAUUUGAAGGACAUCACUUCAAACUAAGAUUUCCAUUCUCCUGGAUGAUACUAGAGACAGUUGAAACUUUAUUCGUGGACCUUGUGUUUGAAGAAGAUGCGACCGAUCGACUAGAAAGAUGUGUCAUAGGCUUGAGGUCUGGAGCAACUGGCCACAUGCUUUCUGAACUGGGCGCUCUAUUGGUUGAUUGUCAGGACAAUGCAUUGGGCAACAGUUCUAGCCCCACUUUCCAUGAAGUGAUGGAAGACUACAUUCAUGACUUUGUAAAAACUGUGUAUAACGCUGAACGAGAAACGGAACUCAAUAUUGUGUGCAGAAUGAUUAUGUUCAAAACUGUAAAGCUUUGUGAGUCACAAGGAGCAAAGACCUCUGAUCUUAUUCGUCACAUUGUAAGCGUCCGGUUUGCCUUCCAGGAAUUAUCGUGCCGAUUGGCAUACUUCAAAAGUGUGAACCACAUUUGGCCAGACUGCAGUGCAAAGAUAGAAGAAAUACAACAAUCCAAUCCUGAGCAUAUUAUGUUCAAAGAACACGAGUUUACAUUCGCCACGCUGUGCCUUCUUAUCGGGGAGCUGAAUCCUUCAGCGAAAGAUUUAGAGGACAGAAGCGAACAACUCAAAUGGCUUGAAAGGGUGUAUCGUUAUCGACCAGUUGUAGAAACGAUCCUUCAACUUCGAGGCGAGGAUGGUUCACUUUAUGGCCAACACAGUUUUGCCUCUGUCAAAAGGGCAAAGUGCAUGUGGAGUCGUGUUGUGGUGAUGAAAUUAUUCCUGGAGAACGUUUGCAAGAAAGAUACUAAGGGCAACAUAACAAUCAAGCACUGUAGACCUUUGUGGGCGCUGCUUGGGGAUGAAACCGACUUCAAAGAAUCAAAAUCUUUAACGGCUAUGGAAAAGUUCCUUAAAAUGUGUAACAAGACUGCCGUGAAAGACAGUAUUGGGUCCGAAGUAAAAUGUAGCCGCUGCGAAGAGUUACUGCAGAGUGCACCCAUCUCGGUACCUUGUGCAGCCAGACACAUCAUUUGUUAUACAUGCUCUGUCGAAAUGAAAGCUCUUCGAGAGCGUAAAUGCCCAGAUUGUAACGAGGAAUUCGACGAUCAAUGGAAGCCUGUAGUUGACGAAACUAGAAAGAUUGGGAACGAGAAGCUGGAGAAAUACCAACAGCAGUGUAACACAUUCUUUUUGGAGGUUGUUACACAACUGUGCUUUGCUGAUGAGGAGCCACCGUCGGAAGAAGUUCUUGGCAAGCUGCUGGGAUACGUGACUUGCACUUCCAAAGAGGGAAGACGGUACACAAAGAACAUGAAUAUAUUUGACACGGGCGUCGAUCCCAACCCAGUUUUCCGAUCAUUCCUGCUGCAGUUGAUGAUGAAAUCUAGCAAAGAGCGAUAUGUUUCAACAUAUCUUCUCCAGUACAUUGAAGAGAUCAAUUUGGGUGUAGACGUCAGCACCAAAGAGAUGAUAGACAUGUAUUUGCUCAUCAUACACUGUUGGGAGGAUACACAAUUUCAUUCUUUGGAGCAAAGUGGAGAGUCAAAAGCGCUGAUUGUUUGCCAUGCUAUGGAAAACGCUGUCAUAGUAAUGAAAACUCCUGCAGUACAUCAUACUGACUUGUUGUCAGCCAUAGCAACAACUAGAGCUUGUUUAGAAGUAGCAACACAGUGCCUCGUAAGAUGCUUAUCUCAUGGUGCUAGCAUUCAAACAAUAUCACCCGACGAUUGUAAAAUAAUACAGAAAGCUAAAUUUCUGUGCGAAAAUGCAGAGACGAAUUGGCCAAAGGUAUACUUGGUGAAACUGUUGUGUCGACGGUAUGGAUUAGAUGUGUAUCAGAAUUUGUCACGGUCAGCGUUACCCAUCUUUAAAUGGCUGGCCAUUGAAGACAACGAAAAACAGACGGAGGUUUGUGACAGGUACAUUAUAUGCGGCGAUGCGUACACAAGUAUAAGGGAAGCAAUUGCAAGAGCUGUUCUUGGCGAAGCCAUUGAAACACUAGACGAAUUACUGCAGGGCAUUAACACGCGAGGAGAGCAAGUCGAAACAUACUUGCAUCUGGCCAUACACCGAGAGAUAACGUGCUCAAAUGUACGGCAAUCUGCGAGUGGUCCUUCGCAUGGUUUGCCAAAACUAAAUGAAUAUCUAGCGGCUGCCAAUGUAAUUCAAGACAAGGAUCUGACCGGACGAUUGGUUAAAAAUGACCUAAAUCCAGAUUUCCUUGAGAUGAAGCCAGGAAAUGAUCUAAUGCACCAAGGGUUACAGUGUUUACUUGCUCAUUUCCACAUUGUAAUGUCAAAACUUCAAACAGACUCAACACUUCUUGAUCCAUUAAUAAUGUUCACAAACGGAAAUCCUACAAUACAGAGCAUGUUGUUGCCAACCAUGCCACAGGACGAUCUGGAAGAGAUCCAAGCUGCUGUCCUCGCAAAUCGAGGAGGCGACAACCCUGUUUUCUAUCGUUGUCCGAAUGGUCAUCCUUACUACAUAGGCGACUGUGGUCGGCCUUACGUGGUUGGAAACUGUCCUGAGUGUCGCCAGCAGAUCGGCGGGACCAGUCAUCAGGCUUUACAAGGAAAUGUUGUUAACGCAAGAGGUGAUUCAACACAGACCGGACACAUACUGGGUCGAGCCAUUCGAGACGGAGUUAUGAGACCUGAACGGGACUUGAAUCCUACCUAUUGUACAGCUACAAGACUGUUCCUCCACAUGGCCAUGUAUCUUGGUCCUGUUCAACAGGUGAACACUGUUAUAAACCCUGAUCUUGAAGAUAAUCAGGUACCCGGUUUUUUGUUGGAUCACAUCAGAAGUAACAUAAACGAUUUACAACGAGCUCUUGGACGAAGCGGAGACGAUGUCCUUCUACUCAUGCACAUUGCGAUAAACAUUAUGAUGAGGAAGAAAGAAACAAGGGUAUUACAAUCAGUAGCCAGAUUGUCCUCGAAAGCUGAUCGAAAAGCAUGGGAAGCUGAGUUUUCUGCCCAAAUUCUACACGACGUUCUUGGGAAUGUGGAUGCUUUGCUAAGAAACUGGAAUUAUCGUCUUUCAACAGACCAAAGAUUGGGGGCUGAUCCUUUGAUGUGCCUCAUAUACGAAACCGAUAGUAACCAAGAACUCGAGGACGCCAACCAGCUGUUAAACAUUCCAAGAAUGUGGAGAUUCCGAACACCAAUUACAAUAGAGCACAUGCGCCAGACCCUCGAGUCCAAAGGUCAAGAUUGGACCAAGACAAAGCAACCUCUUGUCCUUCAGCGCUUCAUGAAUGAAGACUGCCUGCUGGUUGCCCUCAGAUAUGUACCAAAUAUUCUCCGACUUCAACGCGCUCUACUCCAAAAAUACCAGAAGAAACUGGACAAAACUGAAGCGAACUCGAUCAAAGUAAAAGAUUUAAAGAAAGAGCGCUUAGUUGGUCUUGAAACUGAACGAUGGAUAAAUGAUUUCGCUUGUGCGUGGGAGAUUACAAGGAAAACCCUGGAACAAUACGGUUGCCCUACCGAGUUUGGACGUAUGUAUGUUCCGAAAGAGUUUUGCAACCAGAGCAUACUUGAUGACACACCACUGGCAGUUUUCCUUCCGUCAACUAGUGGUCCUGGGCUGUGUUCGUAUACCAUGCUGGAUUUUCUCUUCCGGAAACAGAAUGGAUUCUUAGAUAGCUACAUUCGGGAAUCCGGAAGGAAAGACACGAAACCUCCUUCCAUCAAACCAAUGGCCGUAACAUCAGCCCAUCUGAUCAGCUACAGCCAUGAACAAGACCUCAUGCCCCUGGUGUUGGCCAACUGUCACUACUCCUUCGAGAUGGGAGUCGGGACCAAGAUUGAGUAUGACUUUGCUGGCAUGGAAAAACAGCUUAUGGACAGGCUUCUUUACUCAAAGUCAAUGAUAGAAUUUGACCGUUUUUUGGAGAUCGAUCAGAUGAUCUACAGGACUGAGGUUACGAAUCAAACCGUUUUUAUGAAGCUUGCAGAGAGGAUUCCGCAGAGUCAUUUAAAUGGAGCAGUGCGCGCUCAAAUAUGUGAAGAAUUACGACAACUGCCUGACGUGUGCAGAUCCCUCGAUAACCUGGAUAUUGCUAUCAGCUUUCUAAAAACAACUGGCGGACAUCCCUCAGCACAGCUGAUCACAUUUAUGGUUGAGACCCUGCAGAUUGAAAAUGCCAUGUUAAGUCAAAAGGCCCGCCAGUGCUGUGAGCUGCAGCAUGCAAGGGCACUGUGGCUUCUGUUGUCAUUCCAAAAAUCUAAAAUGCUGAUCGACUAUCGACAGAGUACAGAGGAGGUGUUUGAAACUCUACAAGAUGACAUGUACGAAGAUAUGGACGCUGAAUUGCAAGCCGGCUUCGUAGACUACAUGAACAACCUAAGUGUUGAUAAACUUGCGACCAUAUUGGAAGUAAUGCAUGAAUUCCUGCUACUCAGCGUUUCUAUCCGCCAAAAUGCUGAAGACGAGGACUUUAUUGACACCACCAGAUAUGUAUUUAUUGAUGGCUUGCGGGAGUAUAUUAACCAGAGUGAAUCUGUUUUGGCGAUAGAAUCUGCAACAUUGGAGGACUUCCCGAAGGGCAUCUUGUACAAACAUGGAGCAAAAGCCUGGGUAUUGGCUUAUACAACCUUGGCCAGAAAAAUAGGGAACCGGAGGCGGUACUGAAUAACUAUAUUUGGAGACUGACUAAUACGGAUUUCAAUAAAUGAACUUGAUUAACAUUUGUUCGAGCAAUUGUUGUGUUAGAGAUUAGAAACUGUGAUAUGAAAAUUUGAUUUAUUUUUGUGUUUUUAUUUUAAUGUUGUUGCAGAUACAUGUAUAACAUGUAAUCAUCACGAAAUAGUUUUAAUGGACUGUUGCUGUCCAAUAUUUAUCUUGCUUUUCUAUUUAUUGUUUGUAAAAAAAGUACACAUGCCACUUUUUGUUGACACAAUAUGAUUUAUCCAAUUGUGUGUUGUUAUGUAUGUAGAACAUUAUGUCGCAGUUCGUAAAUUGACUGUCAAUUUUGUGGUAAAAUCACAGCCAUUUAAGUUACUGCCUGGUUACAUGAUAUAAGCUAUUUUUGGUAAAUAUAUACUGAUUGCAUCACCUGCUUUUCAGUCCAAUAUAACCCUUUUAUUUGAUGUGUCCGUUUGAUUAAGAUUGCAAAUAUCUUAUUCUUAUUGUUUUUUCUGCUUUAUUAAUGUAUGUUAGUAUUCUGAUGUCCAUAAAUCCAGUUUUGAAUGUUAAGGGCGAUUUGAUUGUUUCAAUGUAUGUGAUGAGUUUAAUUGUAAGUUGAAUAAGAAACAUGUGUCCGUGUUUGACAACAUGUUUUCCAAAAUCUUUUCCCGUAUGAUCACUGUAUAACAUAUACACGAAUUUUCCAUUUAAUUGUGUUUGCAAAUUUGACAAUUUUAUAAUUUUUAUUUAACAGAAGUUUCAUGUUAAUGAGUAGCGGAUGCGUUUCAGACAAUUAACCAUAGAAUUAGCUUUCAACAAUAAUCAACCUCGUGUUAGCUUCGUGCAGAAUUAUUGUUCAUUGAUAUGCAAUUUCUUAUUAGUUUAGAUGGUGAGAAAACAUUUUAACAUUGUUCUAUUGUGCAAGGUAUAACAUGCACGAAAUUAUGUUUUUGAAAACUCGUUUUGCGUCAUGCGCUUUUUCAGUUCCACAUCUGCGCACUGGAAGUAUUUGGAGGGAAAGUGCGUAAAAGAGUUCGUGUAUUGUUUAACUGUGCAAUAUGCCCAUUAUUUUUGUUCUUGUUUUCUUCUUAUUACUUGAGGAUAUUUUAAGUUGUACGUUUAAUGUUAUUGCAAUGUUUAUUUGAAGUGUUUUUUGGUGUUGAAGGAUGUUCAUUGGUAAAUGUUUUGAUAAUCUUAUGUAUGAAAUGUAUUUUUUUUUAUUUAGAUACGUUCAUGUUCAUUAAUAUGUUACUCAUUCUUUAAUUGGCAUAUGCGACACUCAUAAAUGAAUGUUCGUUUGCUGUUAAUAUAAUAAAUAACCCGUGUGUAUGCAAAUGAUGCCAAGAAUUAUAUUGUUCAAUAUGAUGCAUGUCUAUUUUAGCUUGUAUCGUAUAACAGUGUCGUUUGCAAAAAUAGUGUUUUUCCCAUGUAUUAUGGUAUGUAUCUAUUUUCAUAAACUUACAUUUCCUUUCGUUCUUUAAAUUUGCAUUACUCUUCAAAGAAUCGCGGUAUAGCUGUGGUAUGAGAAGUUUAUUGUUGCUUAUCACAGCUGCAUACAUAUGACUUUUCAACAUUACAUUUUGCUUAUAGUUGUGCAUAAUAACGCGAUUGUUUCUGUCGUGAAUAUUAAUGUUUCAUUCAUUAAUCUAAUUUUCUAAUUUGUACCAUAUUAUACUCGGAACUUAAAUCGAUAGCAAUGUGAUAUUGCUUGUGAGACAAAAUCAUUAUGACCGUAAACCUUUAAUGCAUGUUAAUGCGAUGACUAGCCCACGAUUGCUGAUACUUUUACCAAUGCAUUGGCGGCGAUGCAUAGAGAAGAAAAUAUAUAUGAUGUCACCCAUGUCUAUGUUAUAUUAUGAUUUUUUUACAGUUGGGUUUGGAACAUAUAACUUAUUUCAGUUAGGUGUAUACAAUUUGUUUUACUAAGAUUGAUUCAUUUUCCUGUACAGGUAUAAUUAACCGUAAUCUUUAAAUGCCGAUGAUAUGCAGCGUUUUAAUUUUGUUAAUUCAAACGUUAUCUUUGCACAAAUAUGGGCGAUAGUUCGCUAAGUAGGUGCUAAGUGAAAUACCAGUCAUAUAGUUGUAAUUAUUGGUCGAAUUUGUUUGCUACAUGCUUCAUCAAAUGUCAUGUUUUACACAAUGUCUAUAAUGGAAACUGUGUGACUAUUCUUGGUGAAUGAUUGAACUCGAGUAUUUUUUCGAAUUUAAAAUGUUACGAUAUAAAUCAUCAAUAAAACGCAGGGGUGUAUGUGUA